GGCCCGCCGCCGCCGCCGCCGGUGGCCGGCCAAGAUGGCGGCGGGCGUUCGCUGUAUGGAGGCCGGCAAGAGACUCUCGGUCGAAGGAAAUAUCGCUGUGGGGAAAUCCACUUUUGUGAGGCUGCUCCGCAAAGCCUUCCCCGAGUGGCGCAUGACUCCCGAACCUGUCUCCAAGUGGCAGAAGGUCCAAGCUGCCGGUGUGCCUCCGCAGGCCCCCAGUUCUCAGAGCGUUGGGAACCUGCUCCAGAUGGUCUACCAGGAUCCCACGCGCUGGGCCUACACCUUCCAGACCUACUCCUGCCUAAGCCGACUCAAGGCCCAACUGGAGCCUCUGCCCGCCAAGUCCCCAAAUGCCCAGGAGCUGGUGCAGGUUUUUGAGAGAUCCAUCUAUAGUGACAGGUACGUCUUUGCAAAAAAUCUCUUUGAGAUUGGCCACCUGGCAGAGACGGAGUGGAUCAUCUACCAGGACUGGCACUCCUUUCUCCUGCAAGCAUUUGAGGAUCAGCUUAGCCUGCAUGGCUUCCUGUAUCUCCGGGCGCCUCCAGAGAUCUGCCUGGAGAGGUUGCGUCGGAGAGCAAGGCCUGAAGAGGAUGGGGUUCAGCUGCACUACCUGGAGCAACUUCACACACAACAUGAAAACUGGCUGGUGAAGAAGAUCACCAAGAUCCAUUGUCAGAACGUAAGGGAUGCUCCUGUCUUGCUGCUUGAUGUCACAAAAGAUUUUGAGAGUGAUCCAAAGGAGCAAGGAAGGCUCAUGAGCCAGGUGAAGUUGUUUCUGAAGUCCCUCUGCCCAGAGGCCCUGCCGUCUGCCUCCGCUGCGGCUUCCUAGUGAGAAACUUGUCCUGGGAGCAAAUUACCCUGAACUGCUUACUGGAUUGGUGGGGAAAAAUGUCAGUUUCAUUCACCCUGGGAGACCAAGCCCAUCUGGAAUGAAGAAUUUGGGGGAGGCUGGAGGGAGCCCCAAGUCCUUGGUGUAGCAUACGAGAAUCAUGAGAACAAACACACCCUUCAUUGGCUAUGGAAUUCCAGGAUUCCCUGGUUGAGGUCCUGUGGCGUGAAGGGUACUUUUGUAUAGAUUGGGUCAGUUGGGCCCAUCCAGGGUUGUAACACAGUCUCUGUGCAGCCUUUUGCUUUGGCAUGGAUGCAAGGUGAUUAUGGAGGUACUCUGCCAGGAGAGAGAUCACUGGUUCCUUUAAUACAAUAUUUGGUCUUAUUUUGGGGGGUUCCAUAAUUCCAGAGCACUGGCCAUAUUGGCUGGGACUUCUGGGGGAUGAAACAUCAGGCAGACCAAAGGUUGAAAACCAUUGCUUUAAUGGAUCUGGCUGCUGGAAGAUCUGUCCCCUGCAUUACUGACCUCUGGCCACAGUGGUUCGCUUCUGCUAUACCUGGACUUUGGGAGAAGAGACAUGUGUGUGGCAUCCCUCAACCCCUGUUGCCCAGUGUGACCUGGAAUUGUGGCACAGUAUCUCAUGUACAUUACCACUGUUUAUUUAAAAAAUAGCUUCCUACCACGUAUGCGUUGGGGCUUCUGGAUGUCCCUAGGAACUGCCGUAAAGAGACAGUGGGAGUGGAUGGGCAAUCAUGGAGUGGAGGGGAUUCGGUGGGGUGCCUGGUUUCCGUUUAUUUGCACUUUCCCAUUGUUCUGUGCACUGGAAGUGUCCAUCCUGGAGGAAGCAAUGAAGAGCCACUUAACGCUCAGACCAUUCAGGGACCAAAAGAAUUUGCAGCAUGUCGUGUCGUUGUAGAGUUUGUUGUCUUGCGUCAGUGGAGAUGCAGCAAGUACUGUAUCACAGAAGGAGCUGGUUGGCUAAGCAACUUAGUGUUCCAAGGAGCUUUCCUUCCCCUCCCAAAAAGGUUGUGUACAUAACAGAAGUCUUCAGGGUGGAGGGGAUGGGAAUCCAGCGCAUGUUGUCCCUGUCUUACUGCUCAAGUGUAUGCAAGAACUCUUGUGAACUGUUUCCAACAGUGUGCAGCCUAAAGAGUGGCAUUUGAUGUAUCCAAGACUUCAGAGCUCUGUUUUGCAAAGCUCCCUUUUCCUUAGUGGCAUCCUUGGGGAUCAUUGCAUGAAGUCCUUUCUGCUGCUGCGUCAGGGCCUUAUCUUUCCUUCUCCUACAUUGUUCUUUUAGCUUACUUUCAUAGAGAGUGAGGUGCGUACCUGCGGUGUUCUGCUGGACAAAUUAUUUAGGUAGCAAGUUCUGGAACUAGGUACAGUAGUGUUCAGGCUUCUGAUAUGAUAUUUGAGCAAAGCUCAGGUCUAGGUGGAAACCAGGGAAUGGGUCUGAUGCCUCCCUCCUGUUGUCUUACUAGUUAAAGGGCUUGGUUAAAAACCCUUUACCCUUGAGAAAGAUACCCUUCAAAACUGUGUGGUUGCUGUUUGCUGUGGUUGCUCUCAUACGGUCAGCAGUUGGCUGUUGGAACUGGUGAAGAGAUAGUUUGCUGUUGUGGUCUUUGGGAGUGGCUGUGGCAGCUGUAUCGGCUGAGGGUUGUGGUCAGCCAGUCCUAAAGCAGAGUGUGUUGGACGCUUUCAUCAAAGCCUCAGAGCUCCAUUCUGCAGCAUCCUGGUAUUUGUCAGCUGGUGAGUUACCUGGAAUUGUGUUCCAAAGUGACUCUUUUUGCAUGGUAGUUCAGGGAACUGAAGCUCUCUAGCUGAGCGUUUAAUAGAUUACAGACCCCAGGGUUCUGUAGGAAUGGAGCUGUGGCAUUUUGAGUGGCAUCCAGGAGCUACGCUCAAAGGCUGACUCUUUUGCCCGGUGCUGAACCAUUUCAACUGCUGCUGGAGGUGGCUGCAAGUUUCAUAGGUUAAUAUGCUUUUCAAAGACUCACUGCACUGGAAAACGUUUUGACGGUUUUGUAGGUUCAUCCUAAAUUAUAACGUAUUGUGUCUCUAAAUUAAUAAAACAAAUCUUUAUGCAAA
Molecule: messenger RNA, 2914 nt
Organism: Sceloporus undulatus (fence lizard)
Lineage: Eukaryota; Metazoa; Chordata; Lepidosauria; Squamata; Phrynosomatidae
Gene: DGUOK
Product: deoxyguanosine kinase
Exons: 7
Coding region: 35-829 (264 amino acids)
Biological process (GO): nucleobase-containing compound metabolic process
Cellular component (GO): cytoplasm; mitochondrion
Molecular function (GO): ATP binding; deoxyguanosine kinase activity
Source: RefSeq, a predicted model, not a curated record